AUGCAGGCUGCACAGCAGUCCUGGGAGCUCGAAAAUGCGAUCACCGUGUUCGAUCCGCAACGAGACGCCUUGUACAAAUACGACCCAGAGACACAGCGAGCCCUCGAUGCCGAGCGGCCAUGGGCCAAUGACCCAUACUAUUUCAAGAAUGUUCGCAUCUCAGCCUCCGCGCUGCUGAAGAUGGUGAUGCAUGCCCGGUCCGGCGGGUCGCUCGAGGUGAUGGGUCUCAUGCAAGGAUACAUUCUGCCGCAUACAUUCGUGGUGACAGAUGCCUUCCGGCUACCAGUCGAGGGCACGGAGACUCGCGUGAACGCACAGGACGAGGCCAACGAGUACAUGGUGUCAUAUCUACAGUCGUGCCGGGAUGCAGGACGCAUGGAAAAUGCUGUGGGCUGGUACCACAGCCAUCCGGGGUACGGGUGCUGGCUGUCCGGGAUUGAUGUGGCUACACAGCAAACGCAGCAGAUGGGAGGGCCGUUCGUGGCGGUGGUGAUUGAUCCCGAGCGCACGAUUUCGGCGGGGCGCGUGGAGAUCGGCGCAUUUCGCACGUUCCCGCAGGACUUUGUCCCAUCGCGAGAGGCCCACGAGGACGACGAGUACCAGACCAUCCCGCUUGGCAAGGCAGAGGACUUUGGCGCCCAUGCCAACCAGUACUACUCUCUCGACGUGUCACAUUUCAAGAGCACCCUCGAUUCCGAGAUCCUUUCUCUUCUCUGGAAUAAAUAUUGGGUUGCGACGCUCAGCCAAAGCCCGCUGUUUGCUACUCGCGACUACGGCAGCAAGCAGAUGAUGGAUCUCAGCCAAAAGGUGCGCAAAGCUGCACGGGGGAUCGAGAGCGGCGGGCCACGCGGGAAUAGUGCCUCCGCCAAGGAUCAGCAACUCGACAAGGUCGUUCGCGGUGGACAGCGGAUUGUAUCGGAGGAAGUGAAGGGCUUACUCGCUUCUGAGGUGAAGAUGAAGCUGUUCCAGGGCAUCGGAGAUCAAAGCCAGGCUGAGGCUUGA
Penicillium lagena is the source of this 1002-nucleotide messenger RNA. Its product is annotated as Mov34/MPN/PAD-1 family protein. The coding region runs from base 1 to 1002 and encodes 333 amino acids. Gene Ontology annotation, cellular component: cytoplasm; COP9 signalosome. Gene Ontology annotation, biological process: protein deneddylation. The transcript is spliced from 2 exons. Lineage: Eukaryota; Fungi; Ascomycota; Eurotiomycetes; Eurotiales; Aspergillaceae. The record is from RefSeq and is a predicted model, not a curated record. Gene Ontology annotation, molecular function: protein binding; deNEDDylase activity; metallopeptidase activity.